AUGUCAAAGCCAUCAGACAGCACCGCUGCCCCUUCCUCGCGAGCCUCAUCCUCCACUCAAAACGGCCGCGCAGACUCCACCAACGCCUCGGGUACAGGAGCCGGGUCCGCUACGGAGUGGCACCCCAUGUCGCCUCAGCCUAAUAGCCGCCCAAACUUGGAUGACCGCAGACAACUAUCCAGCAUAAGCAUCUGCAUGGGACACCGACCUCACACAAUGUUCCCCAAUCCCCCGUCGACGGGGCGUCCGAUUGUUCCCAGGUUGCCCAAGGUGCUAAUGGGCAACACUGCCGUCGUCUGGCCUGAUCCGUGGCCGGUGGAGCAGCGUGGCGAUGCUGAGGAUACCCGUGCUGCACAUCACGGCAAGAAUGGUACAGACGGCACUCCGCCGCAACGAAAGAAGGAGUGA
Molecule: messenger RNA, 408 nt
Organism: Pestalotiopsis fici W106-1
Lineage: Eukaryota; Fungi; Ascomycota; Sordariomycetes; Amphisphaeriales; Sporocadaceae
Exons: 1
Coding region: 1-408 (135 amino acids)
Source: RefSeq, a predicted model, not a curated record